Molecule: messenger RNA, 3472 nt
Organism: Biomphalaria glabrata
Lineage: Eukaryota; Metazoa; Mollusca; Gastropoda; Planorbidae
Exons: 4
Coding region: 167-1099 (310 amino acids)
Source: RefSeq, a predicted model, not a curated record
CUGGCAUUAUCAUUAUAUAGAUUAUGUGUUCCAGAUUUAGAUCUAGAAUGAUAAAUAGAUCUAGAUCUAGUCUAGACUGUAGAUAUACUGAGUAUGAUACUCUAAGCUAGAUGUAGGCUAUUGCCAAUAUUGCUAUUCAGUCUGAAAUUAAUAAAAUGUGUUAAAGAUGUCACGUAAUGUUUGUGCUACGUACAGUGCCCAUCCAUAUGGUUCUGCCACUCUUGUUUCUUUAAUUAACAAGAGAUCUAACGUUUACAAAAUAGGACUGGCUGUGUCUUGUGUUAGUUUUGUCAUGUUUUUCUUAGGAGAUGUGGGAAUUCACAGUGUUGUUUCUUCAAGAUCCAUUAUAGCAAAAGUAUUCUUCGUCAUAUGUCUAGCCAGCUAUUUAGUCACUUUGGGUGUGGCUGUACUAGAGAAUUUCAGGAAGGUUAACCCUUAUACCUACUACUCUAGAAAAUUGGAGAUUUCUUUACUAACAACAAGUAUUUUGUGCACUGCUUCUCUCGCCAUCUUACGGGCUACAGCACUUCUUCCAUUUUUCGUCUAUUGGUACACAAUUAUUGGCAUCCUCUCCAUACUAUGGUUAUAUAUUGGCUUUGUCCUUGUUCUCUGCGGAAACAAAAAGCCUUCUGUUGGGUCCACAAUUCAGACAGUACAGUACACUGCUGAACCUCUAGGCCCACAGAAUGUUGCAGUCACUCAUGGUUAUGGUCAGCCCAUGUUUACACACCAAUAUGCUGUCCAGACACAGCCCUUACUAUCUGCAAGUGUAACACCACAAGCUGCUCCUCCCCCUUAUGCCCUGCCACCAUCUUACCCAGCCCCAUAUAUGAACCAAGUCAUCUCUGGAUACACUUAUUUGCCCCCUGCAUCCUACGGUCACCCUUCAGCGCCCUUGCCUCCAGCUUCAUAUGGUCUUCCUUUGGCUCCUUCAGCAAGUGCUCAAGAAUACUCUCACAGUGCAGCCUUAUAUGGACCCUCAGUGUCUGUGCAAAGCAGUCAACAACCUACUCAGAGCUCUUAUGGAGGACCCUCGCCAAGUGUGGCAGUUUACAACCGCCCCCUGCCAAGCGCCCCACACAGUGAGGAUAAAGUCUGAAAUGUUAUUGAAACGACCAGUAGCUUCAAAACUAUAAAGACAAAUACUUACAUUAUUGUAAAUACUAAAAAAUAAUUAGUACAAUGUUUACUUUAAUUAGAGCAAAAAUAGUACUUAAAAAAAAAAAGACAAUAUCACUUUAUACAACUUAUACAGUGAUUACUUUGCUCUUAAUAACUAAUGAAGGAUAGAUUCUUUUUUCACAUUUUUUUACCUCCUCCCCCCUCCCCACCCUGGUUAAGCAAAUGUAUAAAUCUGCUAGAAUUUAUAAUGUUCUAAUGGUAGGCCUUUAGAGACCUAGAAGAUGUUUAAUUUAAUUUAUUUAAGUCUUUAAGGAAUAAGGCCUACAUGUAGAAAUACCCAAAGAUAUAUAGUCUGUUCAAGAUAUAAAAAAAAUUUUGAGUUCUCUAUCCAAGUUUAAAUGAAUGUUUUUAAUACUUUGAACAAUUUUAACACUAAAACUAGAGUGUUCAACUUGAAUAGAGGUAUUGUAAAGGAAAAUAACAUUAGUUAGUGUAUUAAUAGGCUUUGUAUUUGUUUAUUUUCUUUCUUACCUACUAGAUAGUCCAGCCAUUAGAUAUUAUAAAUGAGGUAAUCAUUUUUUGGAUUUUCAAAUGUAAAAAAAAAACAUUAUGACAAAUAUUGGAUGAUAAAGUUGUUUUUGAAUAUUUUGAAAAUUGGCCAUUCAGGGGAUUAGUAUAAUAAGUUUUAAGAGCAGUUUUAUUUCAAAUGUGCAAUAAGAAGUCUGUAAAUAGUUACUUUAAAUGUUGUAGACUUUUUUUUUUUAACAUUUACAAUCAGACAACAUAGAUAAUUAGAUACACUUUUUCUUCAUGAUAUGCUGGUUAUGUAUCAUAAGUUAAUGUCUGUUUUUUUGUGUGUUAAUAUUAUAAUAAACCUCUAAACCAAUUGUUACAAUUUCACAUGCUGGAUAAAAAAAAUGUCAGCAAAAAUUAAAGAAAUAAGAAUGAGUAUUGCAAAUAGAACAACUAGUAGUCCUUGAAUUUGCACAAAUGUCAUGCAAUUGUCCAUUUAUACUCAAACUUUAGAAAACAUUUUAAUAAAUUAGUAAGUAAUCAAUAUUUUUUACUCUUCCCCCCUUCCCUUUUUUUUUUUUAGAAUUAUUUUCUUGAACUAAAAAAAUGGAAAUGCUAGAGUUAGUGCAAAUGAUUUUUGAUUGUGCAUUCUUUAAAAUACAAAAACAGUAUUAAAGCAACAUCUGUAGUUUGAAAAUUUGAUUCUUCACCUUAAAUUAAAUGUGCUCCAUUUAUCUUGAUAUGAAAGUAGAAUUAAAAAAAAAUUUUUUAUACAAAACAUUUUUUAAUAAAAGUUUUUUUUUUAACAUCAUUGGAAAAUUGAUUUAAAUAGUUGAUACUGUAAGACAUUUUUGUAGUUGAGCUUUGACAUGUCCUUAAGUAUUCUUUUGGUGCCACAAAACCUUGAUGUCUUUCCAUAUGUAUUAAUUAACAAAAUUAUUUUUUUUUAUGUAUUAAAUUAAAAGGGUACAUCACAUUGUACACUGUUGUGAUAAGAUUUUUGUUUUGUUUUACCUGUAUGAAUCUCUUCUUUAUAAUCUUUAAUUUUUUAUUGUAAAUAGAAUUUUAAUUAACAUUUGUAUUGUAAGUUACACAAUUAAACUGAAUAGUUGGCAAGUACAUAUAGUGCUUGUAAUCUUGCUGAUGUUAUUUUGUUAAAAUUGUGAGGUACAACACCAUUAAAAUUGAAUAAUAAAAUAAUUUAAAAAAAAAAGGAAACAGAAUUGUAAAUGUCAUUUAAUUGCAGCUUUUAUGUUCAAGUACAGAAACAUUUCAUAGCAACAGCAAAGCUACAUACAAAUCCAAUUUGUAAAUUAAAUCCAUACAAAAACAAGCAAAAGUAAAAAAAUAAAUUAAUGUUUACACUUCAUUCACCAGCUGACUCUUCUUGAAUAGGAUCAUACACUGAUUUAAGUUGUAGUUCCUUAAAUAAACUUUCUUUACUCUCUUCUGACAUUUGCUCAAGUGCUGCAUACCACUCUGAGAAAUCCACAUAGGCUUUGACCUACAGAAAAGUGAUAACACAUCUUCAUUCAAUAAUGGUUGUAAUUCAAACUAUAAACAAUACUCAAAAGUACUUAGUCCCUAUUAAAAUUUAAAAAAAAGGUAUUUUUGUGCUUAUUUAAAGAAAUGCUUUAUGUUUCUUUUAGUUACAUGCUCUUGAUAUAAAAUACAUUUUGAAUGAAUUAUUAUCAUUAAAAAUAAUAUUAUUAUCAUUAAAAAUAAUAAUUUGUAUUCGAUCUGUAAACUAGUUCACUGAUUAAAAAAAAAAAGCCUCUAGGCAUAAGAUUUUUUUUAUACAAUAUCAUAUACUAAUUAAGCCAUUAAAUGUGAAUUU